CAAUGCCUUUCAAUGCAAUAAAUCGAAACUUUAAAAGGACAAAAUGUGAAACACCAAAACCUUUGGAUUUGUUUGCUGAUCUAUUCUCUGUAUUUUACUCAAACUAACUUAAACGUUUUGAUCGUUUGUAAAGCACACAUUUAUCUUCAUUACUGCGUCAAUGUCUAAGGAAUAUAAAGGCCAAGUUAACACAGAUGACAAAGAUACAAAAGAUUAUAUUUCAGUCCCUGUGCAGCUCAGGAUGGCAGCUGCAGUAUAUGAGAGGAGAUUUGUUCACCUGUCCGGCCACAGACGCCCUGGCACAUUGUAUCAGUGAGGAUUGUCGUAUGGGAGCAGGUAUAGCUUUGCUCUUCAAGAAGAAAUUUGGAAUUAAAGAGGUUCGUGCUCAGGACAAGCAUCCAGGCCAGUGUGCUGUUCUUAAAAAAUCUGAUCGGUUUGUGUACUACCUGAUCACAAAGCCAAAAUACUACCAGAAGCCCACAUAUGAGACUCUUAGAGAGAGCCUUGUGUGUAUGAGAGACCACUGCUUGGCCAAUGGUGUUGAGAGGAUAUCCAUACCUCGGAUUGGCUGUGGGCUGGAUAAAUUGAAAUGGGAAAAUGUGUCGUCCAUUAUUACCGAAGUCUUCCAGAACACAGACGUCUGCAUCACUGUCUAUUCAAUUUAGAUCACAGCAAGUCUGAAACUCACAUUUAUCUUUAUGAUGAUUGAUUCCAAUGGAAUUUAGCUGUUUUCCGUUGGUUUUCCACUAUUUAUGUUGGUGGAGGUUAGUAGGUGUAGACUCUACGAAUGUACAUUAUUACACUAUUAUGUAUAUUCGAUUUUGUUGAUUUAUUCACUUACUCCUGUUAGAAAACUAAAUUAUGUUAUUCUGUUCAACACUAGAGGGCGUUUGUACUGUUGGAUUGUUUUGAAAUGAAGAAAUCUCAAAAUUAUGAAAUUUUAAAUUAUAUGUUGAAUACUGGUUACAAGUUGAAUACUACUUUCUAUUUUUAUAUUUGUUUCAUUAUAAUAUCACCCAAAAUACAAACCCACUGUAUUGUUAAUCAUAAGACUUAAUAACUUAAUUAUCUUUAAAGGCGGGGUGCAUGAAUUUGAAAAACACUUUGGAAAAGGGAGUCGGGCCACUCCCAAAACACACUUGUAGCCAAUCAGCAGUAUCUUUUGGGGUAGGGGCGUGUUUGUUUAGGUGAUUUCAAAUGUCAACAUUGGCUUUUAGAGAUCAUGCACCCCGCCUUUAAUAUAAUAACAUUAAAGGAGCCUAUUCGCUAUGACAAUUCCAUAUAUUUAAAAAAUAAUUUUAACAGACAAAGUUGUAAUAUUUGUAUUUAAAAGCAAGUCAAGACUAGAGUCUGAACAUUUUUCCUAAAUUACUGACAAACGCAUGCUUGUAACUAAUAAUAACUAAUGUUACUCUGCAACAUACAAAUCAAGUAUCCCAUAUAUUUAACAUCCCUAAUAAAUACCUUACAAUAGUAAGGUCAGAAUU
Messenger RNA from Misgurnus anguillicaudatus (oriental weatherfish), 1487 nucleotides. It is a transcript of the gene oard1, whose product is annotated as O-acyl-ADP-ribose deacylase 1. The record is from RefSeq and is a predicted model, not a curated record. Gene Ontology annotation, biological process: peptidyl-glutamate ADP-deribosylation. NCBI's taxonomy places the organism in Eukaryota, Metazoa, Chordata, Actinopteri, Cypriniformes, Cobitidae.